This is a messenger RNA of Fusarium subglutinans, 2415 nucleotides long. Its product is annotated as elongator complex 2. Gene Ontology annotation, molecular function: protein binding. The record is from RefSeq and is a predicted model, not a curated record. NCBI's taxonomy places the organism in Eukaryota, Fungi, Ascomycota, Sordariomycetes, Hypocreales, Nectriaceae. Gene Ontology annotation, biological process: tRNA wobble uridine modification. The coding region runs from base 1 to 2415 and encodes 804 amino acids. The transcript is spliced from 4 exons. Gene Ontology annotation, cellular component: elongator holoenzyme complex.
AUGGGCUCAAGACCCGUCUCCAUAGAAUAUCUCUCCUCGGGGGCCAACCGACAGACCGCUGUUGCGGACUGGAGUCAAUGUGGGAUUUUGGCUUUUGGAGCCGAUAUCAACAUUGCGUUAUGGCGACCUUUGUCGGAAUCUCCCAGGGGAGUUACAAAGCUGCUCAACGGGCAUAAGAGCACUGUCAAGGCCUUGACGUUUCUUCCCGAAGGGGACCAGGACGAAAACUCGUUUCUUGUUUCUGGCUCAGACGAUAAGAGCGUGAUAAUUUGGAAAGCUUCUCGAAAUAGUGAUGAGUUCAAGCCCAUCCACACCUCAACGGAGCACACUGCUGCUAUCAACUGUAUCGCUGCCUUGAGGAUCAAGGGAGCCCACAAAUGGAUUGUCGCAACUGGAAGUGCAGAUGCAUCCAUAAAAAUAUGGAACCUCGAGAAUGAUCAGCUUACUCUACUCCAAAGCGUCAAGACGGCACCCAAAUACUUCCCCAUGUGCCUAUCACUGAGCUACGCCGGAGAUGAAGACGAUGUUUUGGUGCUAGCAUCUGCUGGCACAAGAGCUAUAGUGCAGAUUUUCACAGCCGAGGUCAAGUCAGAAAAUGUUCAGUUCAAUGUGCAAGCCACUUUGACGGGGCACGAGGGUUGGAUACGGAGCUUGAGCUUCGCCAAAGAGACAUGUGCCCCUGACAGUGAUCUGUUACUCGCAUCAGCGAGCCAGGAUAAAUACGUCCGUAUCUGGAGAUUCCAUCAGGGGAGAGAGCUGCCCGCUGCUGCUGCCAGUGGUUCAGACCCUUCCAGCGACGCAUACCUCCCUGGAAAGUCACCCUCCAACAAGGCACAUCGUCUUCAGUCCGCUGGCAAGGACUUCUCUGUUACUUUCGAAGCACUUCUUUUGGGCCACGAGGACUGGAUAUACAGUGCACGCUGGCAACGACAGGAUGACAACAAGCUACAGCUCCUCUCGACAUCAGCCGACAACUCGCUCGCCAUCUGGGAAGCUGACUCUGGCUCUGGAAUCUGGGUCAGCAUGGCAAGACUUGGUGAGAUUAGCAGGGAGAAGGGUGCAACAACAGCAACUGGAAGCACAGGUGGGUUUUGGACGGGCUUGUGGUCUCCUGAUGGUAAAUCAGUAGCCUGCCUCGGCCGUACUGGCAGCUGGAGACGAUGGGAAUAUGUCCCCGCGGAAGACUUUUGGCAGCCCUGUGUUGCUAUUUCUGGGCAUACAAGAGCUGUUACAGGUAUAACGUGGGCCAAGAAUGGAAAUGAGACAUGGCAUGAAAUGUCCCGGCCUCAGAUUCACGGCUAUGAUCUCAACUGUAUUGACUCUGUGGGAGCUUCUCAAUUCGUCUCAGGCGCCGAUGAGAAACUCAUGCGUGUCUUUAGCGAACCCAAAGCUGUUGCCUCGAUGCUCAACCGCCUUGCAGGCAUCGGUGGUGGUAUGGACGUUCAGAACAUGCCAGAUGCCGCCAACAUGCCAGUCCUGGGACUAUCUAACAAGGCAAUUGAUGCCGUGGAAGACGACCAAGAAAUUCAGCCCAUUGAUGACCGGGAUCGUGAGGCCAUGGAUCCGGCCUCGAUAGUCAAAAAGUCGCAUUUGGAGAUUGAUCACCCUCCUUUCGAGGAGACACUCUCAAGACAUACAUUGUGGCCGGAAACCGAGAAGCUGUAUGGACAUGGUUACGAAAUUUCUUGUCUCGCAGCUAGUCACGAUGGCACUCUCGUCGCCAGUGCCUGCAAAGCCAGCUCGACCAACCACGCCGUAAUUCGCCUAUUUGAGACAAACCGCUGGACUGAGCUCAGGCCGCCUUUGACCGCACACUCUCUGACAGCCACCCGCCUUCGAUUCUCCUCUGACGACCAGUUCCUCCUGAGUGUAGGACGCGAUCGCCAAUGGGCUGUCUUUGAGCGCGCGCCUGAGGAUGAGGCUGCGUACAAGCUCAUGCAGAUCAAUCCCAAGGGCCACACACGUAUGGUACUUGACGCAGCGUGGGCGCCUGCGCCAUCUACGGCGCCAGUAUUCGCAACUGCUGGUCGUGACAAGCAAGUUCGCAUCUGGGCCGCCAAGCCUAACCAAGAUGGGAAGCUUCAGUUCUCUCAGACAGCCUCCAUCCCGACUGCAUCCCCUGUAACAUCUGUUGAUUUUGUCCCUAAGGUUAUUGACAGUAAAUUUGUCUUGGCAGUUGGCACAGAACUUGGCCGACUCAGUCUUUGCCUGAUCAACGAGGAUGGUACUGAUGUCACGGAAAAGCCCGUAUAUGAGAAUUACUGUUUGCCCAAGGCUGUUCACCAGCUUGCAUGGCGUCCUAUCGUACGAGAGGGGGCCGAGAGGCCAUUUGAGGUAGCAGUUGCAGGAGAGGAUAGUUCACUCAGAGUAUAUGCCUUCAGCCAGGCGUAUCUUCAGGUGUCUGCAGAUCCAUAG